AUGAAAUAUCCCGCUAACGUUAUAUUACUACUACUGCAAAUUAUACUCCGAAGACAACAGAUAUUGUGCCAUCGUGAUGUGGGUCUUAAUAUGGAAGAUCUCAGGAAGGAUCCGAUAAUCGACAAUGAAAUACUGCAUGCUUUCCAAUCUCACAAGCUUACGAGACUAUAUGCCCCUGACAUCGAAGCAAUGACACUACGAGGACUCAAAUCGCUAGCAGCAGAUGUGUUUAGUGAAGGCAUCCCAUCUGAAGACGAAGAACAUUCCAAAGAGACUGUCGACAUACUGGACCUGGCAAAUUACUAUUACAAUCUUCGUAUCGAGGAACUAGAAAAUCAACUACCCAAAUUGAAAGAGGAGUUGCUGCAAAAACUGCAGAACUAG
Kazachstania africana CBS 2517 is the source of this 384-nucleotide messenger RNA. RefSeq names its product Swc7p (gene SWC7). Bases 1 to 384 code for a protein of 127 amino acids. The transcript has a single exon. NCBI's taxonomy places the organism in Eukaryota, Fungi, Ascomycota, Saccharomycetes, Saccharomycetales, Saccharomycetaceae. The record is from RefSeq and is a predicted model, not a curated record.